Messenger RNA from Talaromyces rugulosus, 1590 nucleotides. RefSeq lists its product as uncharacterized. Bases 1 to 1590 code for a protein of 529 amino acids. The transcript has 5 exons. NCBI's taxonomy places the organism in Eukaryota, Fungi, Ascomycota, Eurotiomycetes, Eurotiales, Trichocomaceae. The record is from RefSeq and is a predicted model, not a curated record.
AUGAUUGUUCGCAAAGCGACCGCUCUGGUGCUAUGUCUUCAGUUGUCAUCGUCGAUUGAAUCUGUAGCUGCCGUUCCAUCUAUCCAGACACAAUCGGGCCUCGUCAAAGGAAGACUAGCUACUGGAACCUCAGAUGUUGCCGAAUACCUAGGUAUCCCAUAUGCUCAGCCUCCAGUAGGAGAACUACGAUGGGUGCCUCCACAAAGUUAUAAUGGAUCGGAUACAAUUGAUGGCACAGGAUUUGGAUACACUUGUCCAGCCCAGAUUACGCUGGUGACAAAUGAAACUAUUGCAGAAGAAUAUCAUUUUACAGAACAAGCAGACGACAUUCUAGUGUCUUUACUAGGGCAACCAGGAGUGGAAUACAGUGAAGACUGUCUCACUUUGAAUGUGUGGACGAAAAAUCCUAGUAGCAGUGCCAAAAAGCCUGUUUUAUUCUGGAUCUAUGGGGGAGGGUUUAAUACCGGUACGACAAAUAACACGGGCUACAGCGGUAGACAUAUUGUUGAAAAGGAGGAUGUUGUGAUGGUAUCCGUUAACUAUCGUCUAAACAUAUUUGGGUUCCCUGGAGCGCCCAAUGCUCGCAAUAAUCUUGGCCUUCUCGACCAACGCCUUGCAGUAGAAUGGGUUCGUGACAACAUUGAAGCCUUUGGUGGAGAUCCCAGCCGCAUUACCAUCUUUGGACAGUCCGCCGGAGGUAGCUCAGUUGACUAUUACUCUUACGCAUGGACUGCCGAUCCCAUUGUCGCGGGAUUCAUCGCCGAGUCAGGCACAGUCUACGCACCAGACUCUCAGAGUGAUGCAAGCACGGCAGCAAAAGCAUGGUACAACGUCUCGAGCACGCUUGGAUGUGGAGACGCCAGUUCCGAUCCAGACUCGGUACUGAGCUGCAUGCGCUCCAAGGACUGGCAAACCAUUCAGAGCGGAAUCCCGACGGGAAGCGGCAUAGAAGGAGUGACGGGCUCAUUCGGCCCAACGAUCGACGAAACAGUCGUCUUUUCCGACUAUAUCGCGCGCUCUGCAGCGGGAAAUUUUAUCCAGCGGCCGUUGAUGAUCGGCAACAACCAGAACGAAGCUGGGUUGUUCAAGCCCAUUCUUGAGCUAGAGGGUGUUACUUACCCAGAGGCUCUGUGGGAUUACCUAGAAUUCAUCCUCUACACAUGCCCAAUCAAGUAUCGCUCAGAAGCCUCCGUGAGCGAGUCGGUCCCAACGUGGCGAUAUCGAUACUUUGGAAAUUUUCCGAAUCUAAAACUCACUACUAUACCGGACUCUGGCGCGUGGCAUGGUAGCGAGAUUCCUCUUAUACUGGAUACUGAUAUGGAUAUCCAGCACUUGGUCCCACGUACAGAUGCAGAGAACCAAAUUGCUGAUUACCUCCGAGGUGCCUGGGUUGCUUUUGUAACGGACCCAGAAAACGGUCUGACAACAUAUGGCCUUCCUCAAUAUAAACCGCUAAGCAACACACUCUUGCGGCUGGGUUACAAUAACCAAACUGGGCCGCAGGCUGUGAACCCCAUUGAGUACGACGUUGGAUGUGAUAUUACCACCACUGUCUCUGAAAUCCUGGCAAAGAUUUCCAGCCUUUUGUAG